UCUGGGUGGAUCAUUUUGUGUCGGACCUUUAGACCUUUAUUAUUGGCUGUGCUGCCGAGGAGUUUUCGUUUAGUCAAGACUCAAGAGUGUUGCUUUCUGAAGGGCAUUCUGUGAGGAGUUUCUCCGUGUGUGUUUGGCAGUCUCUGAGGGUGUGUUUGAUAUCAGACAGCUAUGAGUGGUAAAUAUAGCGUGGUGUUACAGGGUCCUGCCCCUUGGGGCUUCAGACUGCAGGGGGGGAAAGACUUCAACAUGCCUCUCUCCAUUUCACGACUGACGGAUGGAGGAAAGGCUGGUAAAGCGGGAGUCGCUGUGCGAGAUCUGGUCCUGUCCAUCGAUGGCAUCAGCACUGAAGGCAUGAACCACCUUGAGGCUCAGAAUAAGAUUAAAGCCAGCACAGACAAACUCAACCUCUCUUUACAGAAAGCUUCCAGUCUUCCAAAACCAGAUGUGGCACCAAAGGAUGUUUCUGUGGAAAUCAUCAAACCCGUUCCCAUGACAACCUGCAUUCCAUCUUCCUCUGACAUCACAAACUCCACCCACAUCACUUCAUCAUCCAAUAGGGGUGCUCGUUCGUUUGGAGGGGCGGGGUCACCACACAUAGCCUCCAUUCCCUCCGCCGCAUCUGCUUUUGCACUCGCCUCCUCAGCUCAAAGCCCUAAUCCACUGGCUCCGCCUACUCCUACUGAUGGCUCACCAAAUCAUAUACCGUCGGUGCCCCGCCCUUCGGUGUAUAACACACCCAUCUAUCUCUACUCCAAUGAGAAUGCCUGUGAAGUUGCCAUGGGCCAGAGGCGGGGCCUGCUGGAAAGCCAGGGUGAGAGCUCUCAGCUGAAUGGACUUCCUCGUAAGCCUAUCACAGAGACAGACAUUGAGUUUUACCACGUCCCAACUCACGGUGAUGCCAGCAGGAAACGCAUCAUGGAGGACACAGAGGACUGGCGCCCACGGACAGGAACUUCACAGUCCAGAUCCUUCCGUAUCCUGGCUCAAAUCACCGGCACUGAAUCUGAACUUGAUCCCUCACAGGAGGCUGAAUCAGCAAAGAAGACAACAAACGAGGAGCUGGAUGAUCCUCAGCCCAACACUCAUGUCACCUGUCCUGUUAAGACCAUGACCAAAGCCCCAGGAACGCCUGUCAGAAACACAGCAGGUCUCAUUACUCCCACGUUUGGUGUCGUGAGCAACAGUACACCUUUAGGCCCCGCCUUAGACCGCCCCAUGCCCCGCCCACACCCAAAAGACGAAGCCUCAUUGGUCCAGAUGGCAGAACACAUCCCUGCCGGCACACGCACUCCUAUGUGUGCUCACUGCGACAUGGUUAUCAGGGGGCCGUUCCUGAUGGCGAUGGGUAAAUCCUGGCACCCGGAGGAGUUCACAUGCGCUCACUGCAGCGUGUCUCUGAGCGAGCUGGGGUUUGUGGAGGAACAGGGCUCUGUCUACUGCCAACACUGCUACGAAGAGUUCUUCGCUCCGACAUGCUCACGCUGCCAGCACAAAAUCCUGGGGGAAGUGAUCAAUGCACUCAAGCAGACCUGGCACGUGUAUUGCUUCCUCUGUGCAUCCUGCCAGCAACCGAUAAGAAACGAUACUUUUCACCUCGAGGAUGGAGAGCCGUACUGCGAGAGAGAUUACUACGGUCUGUUUGGGACGGGUUGCCGUGGCUGUGAUUUCCCAAUAGAAGCAGGAGACAAGUUUCUAGAGGCCCUGGGCGGCACCUGGCACGACACCUGCUUCGUGUGCUCAGUUUGCAGCGUCAGUCUGGAGGGCCAGACCUUCUUCUCCAAAAAGAACAAACCGCUUUGCAAGAAACACGCUCAGACUCUCAAAAUAUAAAAACACUCCAUAACUGUUGAAGUAUGUGCAAAAAAUGUAAAGAACACAUAUUUACAACAAUAUAAAUAUCACAUACUCAAAGUAAAAGCAGUUCUGAUGAGGUUUGAAAUGAA
Molecule: messenger RNA, 1946 nt
Organism: Rhinichthys klamathensis goyatoka
Lineage: Eukaryota; Metazoa; Chordata; Actinopteri; Cypriniformes; Leuciscidae
Gene: pdlim5a
Product: PDZ and LIM domain 5a
Exons: 13
Coding region: 172-1833 (553 amino acids)
Biological process (GO): actin cytoskeleton organization; muscle structure development; heart development
Cellular component (GO): Z disc; stress fiber; filamentous actin
Molecular function (GO): actin binding; muscle alpha-actinin binding
Source: RefSeq, a predicted model, not a curated record